UAUGAGUCUGGCCUCGAAGUGAAGUGAAAGAAUUACGCAGAAAACAAACAGCCAUCGCCCAAAUGGCUCCUCAAUACGCUCCUAGUCUGCGUUCCCGUUUGGCUCCUUUACUGCUUAUUCUGCAAACUGGAUUCAUCAUCAUAGCUGCACUUUGCUUUGAAAACAAAGAAACCAACAAACCUGACAGGAAAUCCUUCUUCCACUUUUACCCAGAGUUCCAGGAUGUGAAUGUGAUGAUGAUUCUUGGUUUUGGCUUCCUGUGCACCUUCCCAGUGCGGUAUGGGUUCAGUGGCUCUGGGUUCAACCUCCUUGUUGCCAUCAUUGCCACCCAAUGGGCUCUCAUACUGAACGGCCUCGACUCCUGGUACAACACCAAGAUAAUCAGAAUUGACUUGAAAAGCAUUGUAAAGGCAGAGCUGUGUGCUGUUUCUGCACUCAUUUCAAUCGGAUCUGUACUGGGAAAGACAAACCCAGUCCAGCUCACCCUGAUUGCCCUGCUGGAAGUGACAGGAUUUGCCCUGAAUGAAUGGCUCCUCCAGACGCUCCUGAAAGUCCAGCCUCCGAACAGCAUCAUGCUGCUUCAUGUCUUCGGGGCCCUCUUUGGACUCAUGCUGACGUGGAUCCUGUACAGAGAUGGCUCAAAGCAGGGAUUUGAGAAGGAAACAUUUGACAAGAAAUCAGGAUUGUUCUCAAUGUUGGGCGCUGUGUUUCUCUGGAUGUUUUGGCCCAGUUUUAACUCGGUACUGGUGGGGGAUGAUCAAACCCGUCUGGAAGCGGUGUGCAGCACCUACCUGUCCCUUGCUGUUAGUGCUGUGACAGCAGCCGCUCUGGCUGUGCUCUCCAGUCCCAGAGGAAAAUUCAACCCAAUCCAAAUGCAAUCAUGCAUCCUUGCUGGCGGCGCUGCUGUUGGGGUUUCUGUGUCGGUAGUUCAACAGCCGUGGGAAGCCAUGGCACUCGGAUUCACUGCUGCCAUAUUGUCAACCCUGGGAUACAGAUAUCUUAAGACCCACUUGCUGAUUGCAUUUGAGUGCCAUGACACCUGCUCUGUUCUGAGCACACAUGGACUUCCUGGUCUAUUGGGGUGGCUUGCACAACUGGUCCUGCAGAUUAAAUACUGUGAUGACCACACUGUGGCUGUCCGAUUUGCUGUGUUUCACAUCUGCACUCUCUUUAUUACUGUCUCUUUAAGUUUGUCCAUGGGAAUCAUAACAGCCUUUCUUGUCAAGUGGACGUUUUGGAGACCCCAACAAAACAAAAAAUGCUUCGAUGAUCAGGCUUUCUGGGAGUUUCCCAACCUCGUGGUACGGAAGUGAGAAUAUGAAGGAAAAAAAAUGAUCAGCUCUCAUCUUGGAUAUGGCUUUUCUACAUCAAUCUUUGCUAUUGAACAUAACUUUUAUAAUUUUGUUUUUCUUAAGAAUAG
Messenger RNA from Xiphophorus maculatus (southern platyfish), 1420 nucleotides. RefSeq names its product ammonium transporter Rh type A-like (gene rhd). Gene Ontology annotation, molecular function: ammonium channel activity. Bases 63 to 1313 code for a protein of 416 amino acids. The record is from RefSeq and is a predicted model, not a curated record. NCBI's taxonomy places the organism in Eukaryota, Metazoa, Chordata, Actinopteri, Cyprinodontiformes, Poeciliidae. The transcript has 10 exons. Gene Ontology annotation, cellular component: plasma membrane. Gene Ontology annotation, biological process: ammonium transmembrane transport; ammonium homeostasis.